AUGACCACCAACUUGUUAUCAAAAUAUCAGAACAGUUUUUAUUCAAACAACUCUUGGAUAAUUGCUCAGAAUGCUUGUCAAAAAUUUGAUCCUGCUGAUGUAUCCAUUUCAAGGGAUUGGCAUCAAAUGGGAAAUCAUUAUCAGUUAUUUUCAAACUUGAUCAAAACUAAAGGAAGACCAAUUACAAAUCAAAAAGAAUCUGGUCGCUGUUGGAUAUUUGCUUGUUUAAAUGCAAUAAGAAUACCGUUUAUGAAAAGAUUUAAAAUUAAAGAAUUUGAAUUUAGUCAAUCGCAUAUAUUUUUUUGGGAUAAAAUUGAAAGAAGCAAUUACUUUUUAAAUGCUAUUGUUCUCACUGCGAAACGUGGAGAUUGUUUAGAUUCUAGAUUAGUCAUGUCUUUAUUACACACUCCUAUUGAAGAUGGUGGGCAUUGGAACAUGGUUGCAAAUAUUAUUCAAAAAUAUGGAUUAAUGCCCCGCAUUAAUUUUCCAGAAAGUUAUAAUAGUACAAAAAGUGAUUUCAUGAACGACAUUUUAAAUAGCAAGCUCAGAGAAUAUGCCGUUGUUUUACGAAAUAUGGUUAUUAAUUCUGCAACGGAUGAUGUUAUUCAAAGUGAAAUAAAUAAAUACAUGUGCAUAGUAUAUCGGAUUGUGGGAAUAUGUCUUGGAAUACCUAAAGAACGUUUUGAGUGGUCUUAUUAUGACUGUGAUCAUAAAUUACAAUUAUUCAAUCAAAUAACACCUUUAGAGUUUUAUGAAACUUUUGUCAAACCGGUGUUUGACGUUUCAACUAAAGUGUGUUUAGUAUCCGACCCACGACCUGGUCACUUAUUCGGUCAUCUCUACGAAGUGAAUAUGAGUAAUAAUAUGGUGGAAGGCUCUCAAGUAGUGUUUAAUAAUCAACCAAUUGAAGUUUUGUUACAAGCAUGUUGUGAUUCUAUCAUGAAACGUAACGAGCCAGUUUGGUUUGGUUGUCAAGUUUAUAGGAUGCCACAAAUUUAUCAAACGUAA
This is a messenger RNA of Daktulosphaira vitifoliae (grape phylloxera), 1008 nucleotides long. RefSeq names its product bleomycin hydrolase-like. Lineage: Eukaryota; Metazoa; Arthropoda; Insecta; Hemiptera; Phylloxeridae. The transcript is spliced from 7 exons. The record is from RefSeq and is a predicted model, not a curated record. Gene Ontology annotation, cellular component: cytoplasm. Gene Ontology annotation, biological process: L-homocysteine catabolic process; response to toxic substance; proteolysis. The coding region runs from base 1 to 1008 and encodes 335 amino acids. Gene Ontology annotation, molecular function: cysteine-type aminopeptidase activity.